GGGCGCGGGGCCGGGCAGCAUCGUGGGCGGCGUCGCGGGACUCACCUCCCGCUGCAGCUCCUCCGGACUCUUCGGCCCGGCCGGGCCGGAGGAGGCAGGGAUGAACUCCGAGCCGCGGGGACUGCCGGGAGCCCAUUCCCUGGGAAACGGGGCCGGCACCGACGAGCGGCAGCGGCUCCGCCGGCGGCUAGAGCGGCAUAGCCUCAGGAGGCCGUGGGCGGGACGGAAGUGACGUAGACGGACUUCCGGUGUGCGUGGGCGGGGCUCCGGGUCUCUUUCCUGGGAUCUCUGCGGCCGGCAUGGAAGCAAAGACUCUUGGAAGUGCAACGCCCAGAAAACCUGUCUUGUCUGUCAGUGCAAGGAAAAUUAAGGACAAUGCAGCCGAUUGGCAUAAUUUAAUCCUGAAAUGGGAAGCCCUCAAUGAUGGAGGUUUUGCUACUGCAAAUAAUAUUGCCAACCUGAAAAUCAGUUUAUUGAGCAAAGACACGGUAGGAUUAGAGAGCAGCAGCCUGGCUUCUGAUGAAAAUGCAGAAAAGGAGCACCCAGAGUACAGCAGGGAGCUCGAGAUGCUGUGCGAGGGGCUGCAGACCACCCUGGAUGCUUUGACCAAAAUACAGUUGAAAAUGGAAAAGCUGUCUUCCACUACCAAGGGGAUUUGUGAACUAGAAGAUUUCCAUUACAGGGAGGAGAGAAGACGCCCCCCCCUGUUCCACACGUGGCCCACAGCCUAUUUUUACGAGGUCUCCCGCAAGCUCUCCGACAUGUACGGCCGGGAGCUCCGCCUGAAGCGCACCGUCGUGGAGCAGCUGGCGCACACGGCCGACCGUGACCUGGCCCUGAGCUACCUGUCCAUGUGGCUGCACCAGCCGUACCUGGAGGGCGACAGCAGGCUGCUUCUGGAAAGCCUGCUGCUUGAAACCGGGCACCGAGCGCUGUGACCUCCCAACGCGGCUCCUCCAGGCUGCUCCCACGGCGGACGGUCUUUCGGGUGGGCCCUGUGUCGCACCCCGGGGUCACACCCUGUGCUCUGGCACAGCCACCCACUGACCUUAGGAUCUUCCAGACCUGAUCAUUUCACCAGCUCUGCGGUUAUCACUGCUGCCUGCCAUCCACCACUCAGCGUCAUCGGCACCUAUUGUGAAUGUGUCACUAUGAAGACUUCUGCCCGAAAUAAAUGAGUUCCUCAACGGAAUGACUAAGUGAUCUUGUUCUUGUAAAUUAGGUGUAUUUUACAUAGAUGACAUUUAUUUAGAAAAUCCCUGGUUUAAUAUGUGUGCGUACUGUUUAAACUGUGGGACCGUAUUAGUUUUAUAAUCACAACUAAUCUUUCAAGUACCGUAGAGUCACUGAGCAAAGACCAGCGUCAUGGAAAUGAAAGCUGCCUACCAAACAAGGACCCCUGUUUUUGUACGGAGGCUGUGACAGGCCAAGUGAAGUGUCUUCCCUGUCAUUCUCUGGGCAUAAGUCCUGUAGUUUGGCAAUAUUUGCAACCAGAUAUCCGGAGUCAGUCCUGCCCUUGCUCCCCAGAAACAGAAAUCUAAGAAACUUCAUGCUGUGUGAUACAGGAUGUAGCCUCAUGACAAUGAGCUUCUAGCGUCCUAGGCAAAGAAAGAAAAUAUUCCCAAAAGAAAAGACUUUAUAUAUCAUGGGAAUGUAUUUUGAGCGAAAGGAUAUCUCACUGUGUAAGUUGGCAUAGCCAAAGCAUUUAAAGGCAACGUGUCUUAGAAUUUCUCUUUCCU
Messenger RNA from Mesoplodon densirostris (Blainville's beaked whale), 1739 nucleotides. RefSeq names its product cyclin dependent kinase 2 interacting protein (gene CINP). The record is from RefSeq and is a predicted model, not a curated record. NCBI's taxonomy places the organism in Eukaryota, Metazoa, Chordata, Mammalia, Artiodactyla, Ziphiidae. Bases 300 to 938 code for a protein of 212 amino acids. The transcript is spliced from 5 exons.